Messenger RNA from Heteronotia binoei (common prickly gecko), 2631 nucleotides. RefSeq names its product cytosolic phospholipase A2 epsilon-like. Lineage: Eukaryota; Metazoa; Chordata; Lepidosauria; Squamata; Gekkonidae. Gene Ontology annotation, cellular component: cytosol. Gene Ontology annotation, biological process: glycerophospholipid catabolic process. The transcript is spliced from 20 exons. The record is from RefSeq and is a predicted model, not a curated record. Gene Ontology annotation, molecular function: calcium-dependent phospholipid binding; calcium ion binding. The coding region runs from base 38 to 2449 and encodes 803 amino acids.
AAAAGUACCACUAAAAGUUGGCUUCCAGGAUACAGAAAUGACAAUGGAAUCUUCUGCCAGUGUAAAAAAGAUGGAAUUUCCUUGCAACUUGCUCUUUGUGAGAAUCAUACAAAUAAAAAAUCUACAAGCGGCAGAUGUAUUUAGCCAGACUAAUUGCUAUGUGAGCUUGUUCCUGCCAACGGCUUCAUUUGAAAGGGUUCAGACCAAGACUAUUAAGAACUGCCAGGAUCCAUUGUGGAAUGAAAGCUUCACCUUCAGGAUACAGAAGGAAGUCAAAAAUGUUUUAGAGUUGAUGGUUCAUGAUGGAGAUGACUGCCUUCUCACUGUUCUUUUUGAUGUUUCUAAAAUUCAACUUGGAGAAACUAUCUGCCUCACAUUUCCAUUGGACCAAAAAAUUCAAGAAGAGCUAGAGGUGGAGUUUAGACUGGAGAGCAUUGCAGUUCCUCUUGAAAAUAUUGUUACUAAUGGCAUAUUAAUGUCUCGUGAAAUUUCCUGCUUGGAGGUGGAGGUUAACAUGGAAAAAAAGAAGAAUGAACCAACAGAUAAAAGCUUAACAUUCACUGUGCAAGGAUCAUGUGAAGAAACAGAGAAAGUUUUACUGGGAUCUGCUAUGCACCCCACUGAUCCUAUUGUAUUUCACUACAUAAAAUAUCAGCAAUCUCUGUUGGAAAUUGAAUUAUCAAAGAAGUUAUGUGUCAUGUGCUUUCCCACCUCUAGCAGAAAUACUAGUGCAGAAGAAAGAAUUUGCCUCACUUUGCCUCUGGACCCACUCUCUGUCAAAAAGGAGAUUGUCGUAGACAAGAACACAACUAUUGAUUUAACUAUGAAGGUACAAGAUUGGCCAAGAGACCUAGAUGUACGUUUGAGCUAUGAAUUAUGUAUGGAGGAAAAAUUACUGGUACAGAAACGGAAAAGGAUUGCUGCAGCUGCCCUGAAAAAGGUUCUCCACUUAGAAAAGGAUCUCCAGGACCAUGAGGUACCAGUAGUGGCUGUCAUGGCAACAGGGGGUGGUGCCAGAGCAUUCACUGCUUUACAUGGCAACCUAUUUGGUCUCCAAAAGCUGAACCUGUUAGAUUGUCUUUCAUAUAUCUCUGGGUCUUCUGGCUCUACGUGGGCCAUGUCAAACCUGUAUGAACAUGCUGAUUGGUCACACCAGGAUCUUUCAGAAGCAAUAGCAGAAGCUCGCAAACACAUGACGAAAUGCAAGUUGAGUCUGUUUUGUGCGGAAAACUUUAAAAACUACAGUAAAGCUCUGGAGCAGCGGCAAAAGGAAGGAUACAAAACAUGCUUUACUGAUCUUUGGGGACUUGCAAUUGACAAAGCAUUAAGCAAUGGGAAUCCCAGUACACUCUCAGGGCAGAGGCAUGCAUUGAAUCAUGGCCAGAACCCACUACCUAUAUACAUGGUUCUCAACACCAGAGACAAAUACUGCCUUCCAGAAUUUAAAGAGUGGCUGGAAUUUACUCCCUAUGAGGUUGGAUUACUAAAAUAUGGUGCCUAUAUUCGUUCCGACGAUUUUGGAAGCAAAUUCUUUAUGGGUCGGUUGAUGAAGAAAGUUCCAGAAUCUGGAAUCUGCUACAUGAAAGGUUUGUGGAGUAAUGUAUUUUCAUAUAACGUGCUGGACACCUUGCAUGGUGGAUAUGAUGUUGCACAAGAAAACUAUUGGCACAGAUGUACCCGAGACAAGAUAGAAAAUAUUGAAGAAAGGCCUCCUCAACCACUAGCACCACAUCAGUUGGAUACUUACCUGGUUACCCCUGCCUGUAAAUUUUCUAAGUUCCUUCGGGAUAUUCUAACAGAAACCUUAACAACAUCAGAAGUCUACAAUUUCAUACAUGGGUUCCAGCUAAAUAAUGGGUACCUUGAUAACAACAACUUUGCGAUAUGGAAAGAUACUGUACUAGAUGCUCUUCCCAACAAACUGACAAUAGCACCAGAAUACCUGUCCCUUGCAGAUACUGCAGCCUAUAUUGACACCAGCUACCCUACACUCAUGAGGCCGGAGAGAAAAGUGGACAUAAUUGUGCAUCUAAAUUAUUCUUCGGGAGCUCAGACAGAAUCUUUACUAAGAACCGCUCAAUAUUUUGCAAAUCAAAGGAUUCCAUUCCCCAAAAUAGAUUUAAGUAAUGUUAAAGACAAGGAUCUAAAGGAGUGCUACAUCUUUGAAGAUGCUGAAGACUCAAGAGCCCCAAUUGUGGUUUUUUUCCCUCUGAUAAAUGACUCCUUCAGAAAAUAUAAAGCACCAGGUGUGAAACGCAGCCCCUGGGAAAUGAAAGAAGGUGAAGUUGAUGUAAUUAGUCUACAUUCCCCAUAUGGAUUACAAAACUUCACAUAUACAAAGGAGGAGUUUGAUCAGCUGGUGGAACUGACAAGCUACAACAUCCAGAAUAAUAAGACUAUGAUCUAUGGAGCGUUGCGAAAAGCAGUGGAGCGAAAACAAAAGAAAUAAAAUGUCAUGCCAAUUGUAUUAGGCUGCAUUCAGACAUUGCAUCAAACCAUCAUUCAGCUUGAAGGUGUUUGUUGUGGGCCUUGUAGAUGCACCUCACUCCUUUACCUUCCUUGCUUGCAUGAACUGGGAUGAAAGAGUCCUGGUGAGAAGCUAACUCCAGUUGGAUGUAUAAAUACAGGUAC